ACCGCACCCGUCAAAACUUCGAUCGGACGUCUGAACACGAAACGAAACGGGCAGUAUGGACUCGGAAUUAUUGGCCCACCAAGCACGAGCAGCGGUAGAUACCCUCACCGCACAACUCCGCUCCCUAGAGUGCGUCCCCCGCCCCGCUCCCAAAACACUGCAUGGCGUCGUCGCCAUCGGCUGAUACAUGGAUGCCUUUUUUACAGGAACGAGCAAACAGCGCUCUUGCACUCGCUACAAUUAACCUCCACAACGCUCUCCACCCUACCCGCCUACAACUCUAUCGCCCCAACCUUCUCCCAGAUCCCCGUGUACGAGUCGAAACUGGCCCGUCUCAAGAGUGCCAUGGCGGCGCAAGCGCGAGAGGUUGACGAAUUGAAGCGGCGGGCGAGGGAGGCUCAUGAGCGCCGCCGGAGGAAUCUCAAACGGAUCGAGGAGACGAGGAGGGGGGAGCGGGAGCGGGACAGAACGGUGUUGAAGGCUCAGACUCGGCCCGUGGAGGGCGAGGAGAAUGGUGAUAAUAAGGAGAGGGAUGACGGGGAGGUCACGCCGGAGGGGGAGAUCAAACGAGGAGGUACAUCGGUGGGGGGACCAUCGAGGGAAGGAGUCAUUAAAACGGUCAAGAGGAAGAAGAAGGUUCGGCAAGCGGAGAUUCAGUAAACCUGUUCCCCCCAAAUGUUGCUGGUAGCGUUGGCACUUGUAUCCGGUUUCUUGCGAUGGUUGCCGUUUUUUUCUUCCUCCUUUCUCAUUAUCUUACUAUUAUUACCCCUUGUUAUUCUUACCAUCCCGCCCCGCAAAACUCACUUCCCUCCUUUGCAGCAGAGGCCCGCCCGCAGCAACUAUUCCCCUCCCAUCGCGAAUAGCGCACGUACCUUCACAACAUAUCACUCGAAAUGAAAUCUAAUUAUCAUACCGUUUG
Tuber aestivum (summer truffle) is the source of this 919-nucleotide messenger RNA. The record is from the annotation of a GenBank genome assembly. NCBI's taxonomy places the organism in Eukaryota, Fungi, Ascomycota, Pezizomycetes, Pezizales, Tuberaceae.